Molecule: messenger RNA, 5718 nt
Organism: Petromyzon marinus (sea lamprey)
Lineage: Eukaryota; Metazoa; Chordata; Hyperoartia; Petromyzontiformes; Petromyzontidae
Source: RefSeq, a predicted model, not a curated record
AGCAGCAGCGGCAGGAAGGCCAGCAGUAGUUGUAGCAGCAGCAUCAGCAGCAGCAGAGAGGCAGGCGAGAGGGUGGAGAGUCGGGAGCUGUCGUCGCAUGCGGAACCGCGGGAGGCGCCCGCCACAGCAGUCGCGGGACGAUUGAGUCGCGAACGUCGCGCGAUCAGCAGGCAGCCUCGCGCCCGCUCGCCGUGCACGCAGCUCGCCGACAAACCGCCCAGGCGCGGCCGCCAAAGUCCGCCCAGAGGACGACGAUGCACCAACUUCACGGCCGCUCGGACCGUUCCGGUCCGCGUACGGUCCGGGCUUGGGCGUUGCCUCAGCCGGCGGCCUCCUGCCUUCACGUUCGGGCCGGGGAGGUGGCGCUCGUGCUGGCCGUGCCGUUAAUCUCAUCACGAGCUCUGCUUGGCAUCAUGAUGCCUGGUAGUGCCACACUCGCCGCAUGGCCCUCCCACCCCCGCGGUGUCUAGUGGGCGGAGGAGGAGGGCCGCCGGAACCGGCGACGCCACCAUGGUGCUGCACCGCUCGCCGUUCCCCAACGCGUGCUGCCGCGGCCUGCACGCGGCCGCCUGGGCCCUCGUGUUCCCCACAUACUGGCUCGCCGACCGGCUCAUCGCCGUCUGCGUCUCCACCAGCAAAGAGCGCGAGGAGCGCGCCCAGGACGCCUGCUACCUGCGCCCGCUCUACCUGUGCGUGCUGGUGCCCGCGGUCGUCCUCGCGUUCCUGCUCUCUCUGCCCUUCGCGCUGCUUGGCUUCCUCGUGUGGCUGCCCCUGCAGUCGGCACGGCGGCCGUACGCGUACUCCUCCUUCCACGGCGGCAAGGAUCGGCAGGCCAGCAGGCAGCGGCCGCCGCUGACCGACCUGCUGCGGCAGGGCGGACGCAGCUUCUCGUUCGCGUCGGCCAACGUGUGCCUGCUGCCCGACUCGCUUGCGCGCUUCAGCAACCUGUCGCACACCCAGCGGCGGUCCCGCGAGAUGGGGCUUCGCAUCCGCAACGGGGUGGGCCGCCCGCCCAUCCGCAUCCUGGUGGACUCGCCCACCGACACGUCGGAGAGCAACACGAGCCUCCUGGAUUCGGAGCAGCACGGCGGCGGCGGCGGCGGCGGCGGCGGCUCCAUGUACGGGGCGCUGAGACGCACGACGUCCCUGCAGUCGCACACGUCGGCGCAGCAGGGCGGGCAGAAGCGCGGCGGACCGCAGCAGGGCAGCCGGGAAGACAUCCAGUACAUCGACAGGGAGACGCCCGAAGAUGACAGGACCGGUGGCGGCGGUGGGGAGAAGAGCAAGGAGGAUUCCUGCAGCGUCAAAAUCGAGUUUGGGGACGGGGACCGCGACGCGAUGACCAACGGGACGGAGGCGGCGCCGCCGGGGGACGGGCGCAGGGAAGCGCAGGCGAACAACGACCGCUCCGCCGCCUGUGCCAACCUCCUGUCGGAGAGGAUGGCGAAGGCCUCGCGCAAGCGGGCGAGCAAGACCGGCGAGGACAUCUACAGCGAGGUGGCGCCGUUCUUCCCCGCGGACCUCGACUUCCUGUGCCUGCAGGAGGUGUUCGACAAGCGGGCGGCGGCCAACCUGUGCGGGCAGCUGCACCCCUGCUUCCCCUACAUCCUGUCGGACGUGGGCGUCUACGCCUUCCACGGCUGCCAGUUCAAGUUUUUCAACAGCGGCCUCUUCCUCGCCAGCCGCUUCCCCAUCCUGGACGCCGCCUACCACUGCUAUCCCAACGGGCGGAAGGAGGACAUCCUUGCCGCCAAGGGCGUCCUCUUCGCCAAGGUGCACGUGGGAAGCACUGCACAGGACCAGAGGAUUGUGGGAUACAUCGCCUCUACGCAUCUGCAAGCCCUGGAAGAGGAUGCCGACAUCCGCUGCGAGCAGCUGGACCGGCUGCUGGAGUGGAAGGAGGAGUUUGUGGAGGCGACGUCGGACCCAGCGCGCCCGCAGGACCUGGUCGUCUUCGACAUCCUGUGCGGGGACUUCAACUUCGACAACUCCUCCGAAGAUGACCGCAAGGAACAGCAGCACCGUCUCUUCUCGCACUACACGGACCCGUGCCGCCUGGCUCCCGGGCGGGACAAGCCGUGGACGGUCGGAACGCUGCUGCACUGGCUAAAGCUUCACAAGGAGAAGGUGUCGCACCCCGAGAGCCUGCAGAAGGUGCUGGAGAGCGAGGAGUGCCGGCGGGAGUACAUCGUUCUGCUGCCGUUCAACUCGAAAGAUCCUCCGGAGUCGGUGCCGGCCAACGGGCGCCGCAUCGACUACCUGCUCCACUGCCAGGAGCACACCACCCCGCUCAGCACGCUGGAGGUGGAGGAAUUCACCUUCAUCACGCAGCUCGCCGGCCUCUCCGACCACAUCCCCAUCUCAAUGAAGAUCCGCAUCUCCGCCCGCCAGGAGCCCUAGAGCAUCCUCGGGGCUGCGUCGGAUCCCGCGUCGCCGUGCGGCACAAACCGAGGAGGAAUCCCGAGCCGCGGUGCGCCCCCUGAGCUGGCCUAGGCCGAGGCCUGUGGCCCCAGUCUGACCGACCGACCUGCGUACGUCUCGCUAUCGACGGCUGCACCUUCCCCGUCGUCCUGGGAAACGCUCUCGCAGAUGAACUUUGGCUGGCCUAUCUGAGUACGCCGCCGUGAUCGAUUUCUCGGCAGUUCGCGUGGGAUGGAAAUAGCUAGGAACAAAAAAAGGUCUCGCCUCCGUGCACCACGUGUGCCGCUGGACGCGAGGUGAUGGGUGAGGCAUCUUCGGCGGUGGGGUUCGCGCUGCUUGCGUGGCUCGUGGGGGUAUUUUGAAGCGGGAUCGGGAGCGGCCACCAUGUUUAAAGGACCUCGAGUAAACGCUCAAAUCAAUCGGUCUUUAUUUUACGUGCUAAUAUUGCCCUCGAUAAAGUAGGCAUCGGUGCAUGUUACAGCAGAAUGGGGAACGGUACAGGGGGAAUGGAACGGCACGAAUGUAAAAAAAGACCCGUCACGAUAAAAGUGUCUCUUAUAACCUCGAGUCCAUGAAUCGGUUUCAAUCUACAGCUAAAAAAAUUAAUCACGGUGGCAGUAGCGCUCUUGGCUGUUGUGGCGGGGAAGUGCCUCGAGUUUAUUUGUAAACUGUGGGGGGGAGUACUGCAAAAUCGUGCUCGAAUCCAAUUAGCGUCGUGCUCAUUGCCGGGAGAGUUUUCGAUGUGGCCAGUAAAUGAAAAUUCUGGGCGCCAAAGGAGGCUGCGGGCGACGUCGGAUCGUUUUCUACCCCGAGCGCCGUCCCCCCCCCGUGGAGCCGUUUCCUGGAUGGUGGCGACGUCGGCUGCCUGCGUUUGCACGCGAGUUUCCCUUUCUUAAGGACUGACAACCGAGUCGAUGCAGUUUGAUACGGACACGGAAAUUGGAACUUUUUUGUUGUUGUUUUCGGCUGCAACUAACCGCUGGCAGUCCGUCGUCGUGGACGCUCGGCUCAGAAGAUUGAACGCCGUAGUUUCUUCCCGUCGUCAUAGCUUAGGAUGAGACGGACAAAGCCAAUAUUUUUUGACGGCGACGAGGCGCGCGUGCACACACGUACGGUCACGCCUGCGGUCGCAACAUUUCUCAGACCUCAAGGUUGGUGUCGAGAGUGGGAACCGCGUCGCGCGGCUCCAAGGCUCGCAGCCCCCGGCGACAGCUGUUCGAGCCGCGAGGACUUCCACCGGGGCAGCUCGUGUUUGGGGUCACUCCGAGGCGACGCGCCAAAACCCGUGUCCGGGAUUACGGCGGAUUAAGCGCUCCCCCCGCGUCUGGUGGUGCUGGCGGUGGGCGGUUUGGCGGAAAGGGACGAGGGACCCCCCCCCCCCCCCCCCCCCGUGGCUACGGCGUCUCUUAAAAGCCGCUCCUUUCUUGCAGAGUUUGGUAUCGUUGUGGGAUAUUUCAUUUUAUGCGUACACACUUAUACGUCUCUUCCCGCCAGCCCCAAUAACCUUAAUGCAAUCCCGCGCGAGUGCAAUUUACAUUCCACUUUCGCGGGGGUGGAGGGCUGCUGCGGCGGCGUUUGGGUGCACGGAUGGCGAGUGGGCAGUACGCUCGGGGCGCGGUCACGUUGAGAAGCGGCGGUCUCGCGAAAUCGUCUGUGGCCCUAAAACGGACGGAGCGAGAGUGCCUGCGCGUGCAUGGGAGUUACUGGAUGAUGCCCGAGAGGGUGGAUGAGAUCGCAUGGCUGUCGAGGCAUCCCUGCUUCCCUAUGCUUCUACAGGGCCAUGUGUCAACAUACAAACAGAAAUCACCAUCACGGGGUCGGGCAAGUUCCGCGCAUUUGCGUGAGCAGCUGAGCGGUCGGGUUUAACAGUUUACAGUCGUAAGGGAAGGCUCGUGAGCCUGGAGGGAGCCGUGAUGGAGGUGUGAUGGUGGGCCAGUCUGUGCCAGCGAUGUAGGAGGAGUGACUGUGGCCCGCGGUAAGCCCCCGUGUUGGUUGGUGCUGUUUGCGCUGCUGCUCGGUGUGAACCAGCCAGUAGAGCCACCUGGUGGCCCUGCAUGGCAUGGAACCGCCUUGAAUGCCGUUCUUGCACUUAUAUUAAGAAGUGGAUUCUGAUUGGAACCGAGUCUUGCCUGCCGCAAUUUUAAGGAGUUAACAUUUUUUAGUUUUAUCUUUUAAUGUGUUGUGAUUUUUUCGUUUGAAGUUGCCGUGAAAUCCUCGGGAGGGUUGUUUUUCUGGCCUCGAGAAUCCGUGCCGAGGAUCGUUAUUUUAUGGUGGCAUGGACGCGGACCCCUCGUUGUUUAAAUUUAUUUUAUUAAAUUUGACGGACCGAGCUAACCGGUCACUUUCACUCAUAUCCCUUUCCAAUCGGUACAUCCGAGCUGUGCCGAGCCAACCCAGCACGCCACAGAAAGCCCUGUUUUUUUUUCCACUGCAGAGCCGAGCCGCUGACGUCGCACACGACGAGCGAGUCGAGAGUUGCACGCAAAUGCCGUGGCGACGCCGUUUCCUCACAGUGUACCGACUGACAUCGCAUACAACAAACAUGUCGUUAGCUCUGCCCAUGGCCUUGCCGUGCCCCCCCCCCCCCCAAGUUAGAUUCGGAGGUCUUCGCGAUGCUGGCGUAUCACAGAUUUGGGUUCGUCUUGGCUCUGCAAAUAGCCAGUGGAACACCACGUGCACCGUGAAGGCCCCGUGAUGGCGGGGCUCGUGUGUGCUCGUGGUGAAAGUGUAUAAGGUAGAGGAUCUAGAGAUCACAGACGGUUCACAGAGGAUCUAAGAGUUUGCAAAAACAAACUGGAGGUGUUGAUCAGCCAACGUCCAAACCAAAGCACCGAAACGCGUCAGCGCCCUCCGCGUGUGGCCGUGUGCCCAAGUGUCACGAGCCGAAGCAAGUGAUGCCGCGUGGCUCUGUUUCACCGGCACGGGGAGGGGUUGAGGGUGGUUCAUGUUGCGAGUGGCGGCUGCUGGCCGUUGUGAACCUCUCAUUGCCAAAAAAAAAAAACGCGUCCCGUUGUUUGGGGAGCUGCUAACCGAGGUGCCAUAGUGGACUGGGCUGGGCCGUGUGCAGCGAGGCCCAGGGGCGCUCGGGGCUCGCUUUGUGUUAUGGGGACUUUUGGGCCGAACCGGGGACUGAACUCGCUAUUACGGUCGAGGUGUAAGAAGCUACGAGCAAAUACUUUUGGGAUGAAAGUGUAAAAUUAAAGGGGCAUGGUAUUUAGGCAACGCUUAUAUUCUUUUUGUUAAGUUUACAUUCUGUAAUGUUUUAUGGUUUGCAAAAAUAAAUGGUUUCAUCCUAAA